CGAAGGAUUAAUAUUUCAUUUUGUUAAAAUCUCGAUGCACCUUAUUCUACUUAUAUGUGUAAGAAUAUGAUUUUGAUAUCAUAUAUGAAAUAAAUAACUUUUAAUAUCGACUAUAACUAUAUCUACAUCAGCAGCGUAGAAUAUAUAAAGCCAAAAUAAACACUAAGAAGAAGAAAGCAAUAUGAUGUUUUGUACUCACGAAAAAAAUCCGUUAAUAUGAUCAGAAAUUUACUCUUAAGCAUAUGUAAUAUGAGAUUUUAUAUAAAUUUCACUACCUUAUCAUUUUAUAUAAAAUCAUUCAUGUAUAUAUACGUUUUCAUUUGAUCAUAAUUGUUUAGAAAAUUAUUAAUAAAAAAUAUACAAGAGCGCACGUGCGUACGUGUAUAUAUAAAUAUAUUCAUCAUCGUAUUCCAGAGUUGUAAUUAUUAGUGAUAGUAGUAUUUGUAUGUACGAGUUGUUGGAAGUCUAGGUAAUAUAGUUAGUCUGUAGGAAGGCUCAUACUAGGAAUCUAUUAUUACACUGGGUCGCUGUUUUAAACUCAGUCGGUCUUGGCAUCGCGAGCCGUGAGAACGCUUCAUUGUACACCUGAGCCGACAAGAGCCGCGCACAACGCGUUCAGUAUUCUCUCGAACCGGCUCUUUCUUCGUUCGUUCCUUGUUCUUUGUCCUCGCGAUUUUUCUCUUUUCGUUUAUAAAGUUAAAAUAUCACAAAUUCGAAUUAGUAACAUAUAUUAUUAGAAAGACGUGGUCAAGAUGCCGUACUAUGGCGACAGUACGCCUUAUUAUUAUGGGGGAACAUUUGCUAAUCAUAGUUCUCUUAUGACUGGAAUACCACGAAGUUACCACAAUCCAUUGUCUGCAAGAUUUGCACCACAUCUGUCGACGAUUACGGAAUCGUCGUUAAGCAAUCUACGACGUUAUUCACCUGUCAGCACGGUGACCACUCGCGUUAGACGAGUAAUUGACACUGCCGAUAUUGAUGUAUCGACUCCAAGAACUCUGUCAUCGAGGGAUGAAAAUCGGCAAAGAGGUAAUCGACUUCGCCGAGACAGGCCAACGAUAAAGAUAAGAUCGCAAGCAUUGAAAGAUAAUCCGGCGUUACGAGAGCACAAUGAAAAACAUGAAAAGAGCGUAGGCGAACUGCUGGUGGAAAAAUUUUUGAUAAAGGAUAAAAAAAGACUUGAGGAUGAGGAAUCUCGAACGCGUGUUUAUCAUCAGGUGAGUCUCGAUCAAGAAAACAAUACGCAGGAUUUUCAAUCGAUGCAGGGAAGAAUAACGCGAAGGAUGACGAGGAGAAGAUCAUCAGCCGAUAUUCAACUCGAUGCGGAACAAAUCCAACGAGAAGUUACUUAUGCUCAAGUCCAAGCGAAGGUUUUAGAUAGUUUGGUAGCAGAGGAGCAAGCUGAGAUCGAGGACGAAGUUAAAAGAGGUACUUUGAUUAGAAAAGGUAUUAUUAGAGGUUCUAGACCGAUCUCGUCUUUCUUUGGAGACAGUGAGGAAUCUCUAGAAGCUAAAGAUGAUGAAAACGAAACGGAAUUGAAGGUGAAGAAAACGUUUAAAAAGAUAAAAAAGAAGAAAAAGAUGAUGGAAAAAACAUCGCCUACCGACGAGGAGGAAAAAAAAGAAGAUACGCUUGAAAUGAGACAAUUGAGUACCUCUUUCAACGAAGCGCGUAGUAUGGAAGAUGCGAAGAAAGAUGAAAAUCAGGAUGAAAGUAAAUUUGGAAAACCCAUUUACAAAAUCGAAGCAUCUAACAGCGUCGGUGACUUUUCUACAAUUUGGAUUAACGCAACUUCGGAAAAUACGGAGGAAAAGGAAAGCGUUGAACAAUUCAGAGAAAGCAUUAGGAUUCCUGUUCCCAAAAAAGCUUUGGCUAAUGUUAAGCAGACUGGGGCCGUUGCCUCGGUGCCGGAAAAUGGUAUCCUUGAAGAAACUGAAACUAAGAUCGUGUUACCAGUUCGUAAACCUUAUAUCAAAGAUACAUCAAGGAAUAGUGUGUAUCUUACUUUAAAAACGCAAGAUAAAGAAAAGAAAAAAUUAAACAUUAAGGACAGCAACAUUUCUACUCUACAAAAAAUACCUAACGGUGUAGAUGCUCUCACGAAGAAAGAUUUAUUGAAGCUUCGAGUUAGAGACACUUUACAGAAAGUCCUAGAAAUCGGUAACGAGACUAACGAGGACGCUUCAUUCGAAAAAUCAUCGAAACUUAUCAAAGAGACGAAAGAAAAAGUCGUAUCUAACGAAACGAAAGUUGAAAAGAAUAAGAAAAUAGGAAAGGCAAUUAUCGAUAACGCGAAUUUAUCAAAACCUAAAGACGGCAUUAUAAAGAAAAGUGGAAAGGAUACAGCAUCGAAGGAUAGUAAUGCAGAAGUUAAAACGAUUAGCAUAGAUAGUUCAGAAAAAAAAGAAUCAAUAACAGCAAUGGAUAAAAGCUCGGAAACAUUGAAAGAGAAAAUAAAUGAUGUCAAGGGUAAACGAAUCGUUGAGAAAACGAAUGAAAGUAAAUUGACUUGUAAAGACAUCGAUAAUAAGAAAGAAGAAAAGAUGAAAAACAAUGUUGGCUUGUUGGCUAACGGUGAUACGAAGAACAAAUUAGGAAAAAUUGAAAAUGAUAUAUCGAUGAAUAGAGGAAUUUCUAUCUCUAAUGAUACGGGUGAAAACAGCGCCGCGGUGUCGUUGGUGCUUACACCGAACGCUUCGUGCCUGCCAAAACCGUCUAAAAUUAAUACGGAUGAAAAUAAUGCCGUAGAAGCGCCAGAGCUUUCGUUACGAGUAGCAGCGUACCUGGCAAAUCCACCAAAAAUUGAGAAUCUCGAGGACGCAGCUGCGUCAUUAGCGGAAAAUACAAUAAAUAAAGAGGAAACCUUGAAGAGGAUUUCUCGUGGGAAGAGAAUCGAUGUGGAGAACGUGAACAGUAUAAAAUCGAACGCAAUUGAUUCGAUGAUAGCCAAGUCCAAGGACGGUGACGAUCGUGCAAUGAAAUUAAAUGCGAAGAAUAAGGACUCCUCGAAUAUCACGAAGGACGAACUAAGAGAGACCGGAGACGCGAGUAAAUCGAAGAACAUGAGCUCGUUGAAAUCCAUGAUGGCGGGGGGAAAUACGAAAGAGGUCGACGGCACGGCGACCGUUUUAUCGCGGAACAUGCCAACGGAUUCGACGUACACCAACAAAACCGGUGCUGCGUUCCAGAACACCGUCUUGCGUAAAGGACCAUCGUUGAUAGUAAAACAAAGUGCAGAAUCUAUUCACGCAAAAUCUCUCAUGGGUAUGAGUGACAAAUUGAUUAAUGGGACUGAAAUAAUUAAUACACCGAUUAAAGAAAAGAUGGAAGAUUUGUUGAAGAGCGAAUCCACAGAAUCAAUAGAUUUCUGGAACGAAAUCAAAAGUAACGAACCAAAACAAAUGCAAUCUGUCGAUAAUUCCAAAGUGGAAUCAAUUUCUUCAUCGUCGUCAUCAUCGUCGUCAUCGUCAUCGUCAUCGUCAUCGUCGUCAAUAAAAAAACAACCAGACGAUAAGGAAAAAGAAACUGAUCUUAAAAUAAGCGUUGCACCCUACACUCCGACAUAUUUGUCCAGUAAUAUCACAACGACGACGACGGCGACAGCGACAGCGACGACGACGGCGACAGCGACGACGACGACGAUGGCGACAACGAAGACAACGAGUUUUCUAGAAAAGCAACAACGAGGAACGAUCGUAAAAAGUCCUCUCAAUGAGAGCAAAUUUAUUAAGAACAAAGAGGAAGUUACGUCUCCAGAAGUACAAGGAGAAGCUGGAAAGGAGAACAAAGAAGCAGUAACGGGGGAAAAAAAGAAAAUACGUAAGAAGGCGGAUCUUGUUAUCUCAAUACCACCCUCAUCGAAAGAUGUGUCUUCGACGGUAAAAAGAAAAAAUCCCCUGAUUAAAGAAACCACUCCAUCUUCAAUAGUGUCACCUUCUACGCCAACUCAAUCUCAAUCUGAACUUACUACACCUUUCAGUGGGAUACCUUCUACCGCAGUACCCUUGAUAAAUAUUGUCGAAGCGUCACCAAUUAACGAAUCUCAAAUACAGGAUAUAGACGAAGAAGAAGAGAGUCCUAGCACACCUACCAAUGAAUGGACCAACUCACCUAUCGCACUGAUCUCAAAAUGGAGCGAUCACGAUAAUUUUGCUAAUGUCGAUGAUCAUGAGAAAACUGUGACACCUGCCUCUUCCAACGAGGCCAGUCUUGUAGCGACACCCAACGAUAGUCAGCAAGCUAGUCCGGAAUCCUCGAAGAAAAAUAAAAAGAUUGUUAAGAAAAGGAAAUCGAGCUCGAAGACGAUCAGUAACGAAGAGGACAAGAACGAGAAGAAGGAUAGCAAAGGAUCACGCAACGAGACGAUAUCAAAGCCUCGUCAAGAAGCAACGAGCACUUUGAAACCACCUGAAAGCAGUUUGUCGCCAAGAUUAAGUCCUAGGAACUCGCCUACUCAGAGACCGAUCGAUCUAAUAAGAAUGUUUUAUACUACACCAUCUGCUUUACUCACUGCUACGCCAAGAGAUCUUUCCAAAGUUAGACGAGCAAAGAUCAAAAGAAAGAGACAUCAGUCGCGAACACCAUCCGUGAGUAGCGAUAGUACCGGAAGUACCGCCAGUACGGCUACUACCGGUAGCACCGAUGGUAGCAGUGCUUCGACUUCCACCGAAUUGGACGACGAUCCAGAGCACAAAAGGAUGGCUUCGACAAGAAGCAACGAUUCUGGAUUCGACGGUUCACCAAGGAUAUCCAAUUGCGAUAUGGCCUGUCAUAAAAAAUGUGAAAAACUCACAGGGAAUCUUUGUGGAUUGAAUCAAAAGCUCGUUGCAGAAGCUUUGCAAGCUCUUAAAAAGGCUCCAUCGCAAUCAUUAGAAAAUCAAAGAAACUCAGACACGCCGGAUCAUUUUCCAAGUGGUCGUAUUACACCACCGGCCAUAAAUCUGCCAAGAUUCAAAAAGUAUGCCGUGACGGAUUUUAACUUUCUCAAAGUCCUGGGUAAAGGUAGCUUUGGCAAAGUAUUACUAGCAGAAUUACGUGGCACAGAAUGUGUUUAUGCGGUUAAGUGUCUGAAAAAGGACGUUGUCCUCGAAGAUGACGACGUCGAGUGUACGUUGAUUGAACGUAAAGUUCUUACAUUGGCUACAAGGCAUCCAUAUCUCUGUCAUCUCUUCUGCACCUUCCAAACAGAUUCGCAUCUCUUCUUCGUCAUGGAAUAUCUUAACGGAGGAGAUCUUAUGUUUCAUAUACAAAAAUCUGGUCGAUUUCCCGAAGUUCGUGCACGUUUCUAUGCCGCCGAAAUUUGGUCCGGCUUGAAUUUCUUACAUAAGAAGGGUAUCGUUUAUCGUGAUCUUAAACUCGAUAAUGUGCUCUUAGACUUUGAAGGGCACAUUAGGAUUGCUGAUUUCGGUAUGUGUAAAUUACAAAUAUUUUUGGAUAGAACCGCCGACACCUUCUGCGGUACACCAGAUUAUAUGGCACCUGAGAUUAUAAAAGGAUUGAAGUACAAUCAAGCUGUAGAUUGGUGGUCAUACGGAGUUUUGUUAUAUGAAAUGCUAACAGGUCAAUCACCAUUUUCUGGUUGCGACGAAGAUGAAUUAUUUUGGAGUAUCUGCAAUGAAAGACCUUUCAUACCUCGAUACUUGAGUCAAGAAUCAACAGAUAUGCUGGUCACUUUGCUAGAAAAAGAUUCUGGGAAGAGGCCGCCUGCUCACGAAAUUGCAGUACAUCCUUUCUUUCAGUCUUUGCCUUGGGAUCGGCUAGAAAGGAGACAGCUUGAACCUCCCUUUAAACCAGCUUUGGAACAUACCUUGGAUACCAAAUAUUUUGACACGGCAUUCACAGCUGAAAGACCGCGACUCACGCCUAUACCCGAACAAAUUUUAUCUUCGAUGGAUCAAGGCGUUUUUCGUGGAUUUUCAUAUACGAAUCCAAAUAGGAUGUUUAGUUCCUUAAGAUUGGCGACGAUGCGGUCGCACAAAAGUCGAGCCAGACCUGGCAGUGUGGCCACGUCGGCAAGUUCGGAUUCCGGUAGAGCAGAGGAAGUUCCCCCACUUCUCUUUCAUCCCCCGAGUUUUUUGCUUCUCGAUGAACAGGACGGCAAUAUAUCGUCACCGUCAAGCGUAUCUUCUAAAGUCGCACAAGUCAGAGUAGAACGCGAGGGUGGUAGUCUUGGUGUCACUCUUCGCGGUGGAGUUUCCAGAGCUCUCGUUGUCACGGGAAUAAAAGCCGAUGGUCCAGCUGCAAAAGAAGGAAGAGUUAGACCUGGUGACAGAUUACUUGCGGUCGAUGAUACCGAGUUGAGUGGUUUAACUUUAGCCGAAGCUCAAAGAGCACUUAGAAGAAGUUCAGAUUCACCUGUGGCUUCUCUAACUAUCGAGUAUGAUGUCGCGAACAUGGACGAAGCUCGAGCAGCAACGUCCGGCUCACUCUUGGUCCAACUCGAACGUGGACUUUCAGGAGAACUAGGUCUAACCGUAAGGGAAACACCUAAUGGAGUUUAUAUCGAGAGUCUUCGACCAGCAAGUACCGCAGAUCGUUGUGGCGCAUUACAGCCAGGAGAUAAACUUCUGGCGGUGGAUGAUACACCGGUACAAGAUGCGGUCACUGCAGCUAAAUUAUUGAGAAAUACUUCGGAAAAUUGUCGUAUAGCAAAGUUACAGAUUCUACCAAGAUUACAAAGUACGUCAGCGAGAACGGUUAAAAGAAGAGCGCAACCUCAAGUGCAACAAAGCUCAAAUCAAACUUUGCAAACGAAGGAAAGUUUGACAGUGAUACUUCGACCUGAUCAUAGGGGUUUUGGUCUCGCUUUGAAACAAACAGAAGAUCGUAUAAAUUAUGUGAUAAAUUUUUUGGAAGCUGGUGGUCCGGCAGAACAAAGCGGUGUUCUAUUACCUGGUGAUCGAGCGAUCGCUAUUAAUCGUACUAUAUUGCGCGACUUGAAACCUACAGAUGUGGCUGAUAUUUUAGAAAAUUCACAAAUGAUUGAACUUGUUACGGAGUACAAGGUGGGUGGUCCGGUUGUACCUAACUCUGGUGUUUUUACUGUAAGAGUCGCAAGACCUCUAGGUGGGCAUCCUGAUCUAGGACUUACUGUAAACGAAGAUUUAGUUAUAACCGAAGUUCGCAAAGGUUCUCUCGCAUAUAGAACAGGUAGUUUAGCAUCGGGAGAUCGCAUACUAGCUAUCGACAAUCAAAAAUUAGAUGCCGGUGAUCUGAGACAAGCCGCGCAAUUACUUCACCGACCAGGAAGUUCUGUAGUUGCUCUAACUGUAAGAAAGUCUGACCCACUUUCAGAAACAAGAGAUUAUUGUAAGGAAUCAAGUAUAGGAAGUGAUGUAGUACCCACUCAAUAUCCUUCAACUAUCUUACGUUCUGCCAGAGAAAGUUUGCCCAGUGUUGAUAGUGCAGUGGAUUCUUGGGGAGAAUUAGGAGAAAGUAGUGGAGCAGGCCCGGAAAUAUUAAGACUGUGGGAUGCGGUUUCUGUGGACAGUGGACAAUUAGAUCCUCCGACACCACCUUAUCAAAACUCUCAAGAACACGGUGUAUCAGAUAAUAGACCUCAACAAAUAAUACACGUAUCACUGCACAAGGAUCCAGUUUACGAAGAUUUCGGAUUUUCUGUCUCCGAUGGACUUUACGAACGUGGCGUAUAUAUAAAUCGUUUAAGACCUGGUGGACCUUGCGAUGGAGUUUUGCGACCUUACGACAGAAUUCUACGUGUUAACGAAGCAAAUACAGAAGACUGCGACUGUUGUUUGGCCGUACCCCUAAUUGCCGCUGCUGGUCCACGUUUAGAUUUGACUGUGGCUAGGCCACUAUCACCUCAGGACAUCGUAAAAACUUUGUAGGGCAUAAUGUAGUAUAUUUUAUAUCAAUGAUGCUGCUGCGAUACUAAUGCCACUGGUAUAUUUUUGUACGCAUGUGUUUAUUUAUAAAAAUAAAUGUACUAUAGAUUGCUUUUAGCUAAAACACCUUUUCUUGCAUACAAUUUUUCACACAUACAUACUUCGCACUGAUUCAUAACACACCAACUGUACAAUAUCUUUGCCGGAAGUAUGUAAACGAACAGAUGUUUAUACAAGUGCAAAAAUUAAGAGAUACAUUAUUAUAAAUUAAUCUAACAUUCAAAACAAUGUACCUGUACAUUUAUAGUCAUUACGCAUAUCUACAAAUAGUCAACGUUACAUUGUAACAGGAUAAUGUCUUAAGAAACGCAAAAUCGUGCAUUACUUAUUAAAACUUACACGCUCGUAAUGAAUACAUUACAAGCUAGGAAACUGGUUUAUGGCCAAUGUUCUUAGCCUUAAAUUAGAUACAGUAACUCAUUUUUAUUGCAAACUUGAAUUUAUUAAUUGUAUUAUUUCAUAAUAUUUAAAUAAUUGUUGCUAAUUGUACCAGCAAUCAGCUGUUUUAAAAAGGUCCAUGUGCAUUUGAAAUUAUAUAAUUUUACCUUACCAGCAGGUUUGAUUUUAAAAGAAAUUUAUCGAAUCAAGAAAUAGAUUGUUCCAAAAUUAUCUACAAGUUCUACAAAGUAUCGCUCAAAAUUAAGGAGAAAUAUGAAGGUCUAAAUACACUAGCACA
This is a messenger RNA of Vespa velutina, 8580 nucleotides long. RefSeq lists its product as uncharacterized. Gene Ontology annotation, biological process: protein phosphorylation. The transcript is spliced from 12 exons. The coding region runs from base 753 to 7847 and encodes 2364 amino acids. Gene Ontology annotation, molecular function: ATP binding; protein serine/threonine kinase activity; protein binding. The record is from RefSeq and is a predicted model, not a curated record. Lineage: Eukaryota; Metazoa; Arthropoda; Insecta; Hymenoptera; Vespidae.